Molecule: messenger RNA, 717 nt
Organism: Ilex paraguariensis (yerba mate)
Lineage: Eukaryota; Viridiplantae; Streptophyta; Magnoliopsida; Aquifoliales; Aquifoliaceae
Source: the annotation of a GenBank genome assembly
AUGGCAUAUGCAAGUCAACUGAGUCAUGGUGGAUUGUUCUGCAAUAGGGUGUUGCGGUCCUCAGUCAAAGCCAGAUCAUUGAAGGCACAAGUUUUUGGUUUGUCCAUCUAUUCUGAUUCAGUUCUCGAUUUCCCUGAUAUUAAGGUUGUCUUUCAGUCAAAGCAAUCGGAAUCGAUUAGGGUUCAGGGAGCGGAAAUAUUGUCCCGGUUGGCCGAAGUGACGAGAGGAACAUUGUCUGAAUUUAAGAACGCUGUGCUUCGCGAGCCGUCGAGGAUUCCUGUGCCUGGAGGUACAAUUCAUCCCUUGACUCGUGCACACAGAUUAGGAACAGCAGCACUUUCAGCAAAAGAACAGGAGGCUCUCCCAUUUUGCGCCAUUGCAUAUGCUCUGACUGGUAUAUUUGGUUCUUUGAUUUGCUCAGUUCCGGCGGUGCGACACCCAAGGUGCGACGCUCUCAAGCGUGACACCCAUAUGCGAUGUCCCCAGGCACGACACCCCAUAUGCAAUGCCCCUAAGCGUGGUGACCAAGUUGCAAUGCCCAAGGCACGACACCCCAGGUAUGACUCCCCCCAAGCACGACAACCAAUAUGCGAUGCCCCAGGCGCAACAUUGCGACAGGGCGAAACACAUUCCAAUUGCAUUAGAAGUGGCAAAAAUGAUCUUUCACCAAGGAUGGACAAAAGUCGAACUGUAGAAGUCUCGGGCCAACCUCAGUGA